AUGGAGACUCACGUGGAUGCCUUGGCCCCUCGUCGUAUGUUCAAUGGCCUCUUGAGCUCCGAACACGAACACACCUAUCAAUCAAAUCACAUUCUGGCUGAGCUCUGCAGGGUGGAGAAGCUGAUUGACAGAUUUGCUGAGCGCUACUGCAAUCCGGCCAAUGCCGCCGACACAGGCAUCCAUUGCGGCGUCUACGUGGCCAUGGAGAAGUCGCUUCGAAGCUGCGUACGCGAUACUUUUAGAAUCACCAUGUCAACUGCGCCAGAGAACGUCAAGCGUCAGAUGGCAUCGCGGACCCAGAGCUGCUUACGCAUUAACACAAUAUGA
Messenger RNA from Alternaria arborescens, 327 nucleotides. RefSeq lists its product as hypothetical. NCBI's taxonomy places the organism in Eukaryota, Fungi, Ascomycota, Dothideomycetes, Pleosporales, Pleosporaceae. The transcript has a single exon. The coding region runs from base 1 to 327 and encodes 108 amino acids. The record is from RefSeq and is a predicted model, not a curated record.